UGUGUUUGACCUUCCACUGGCUUUGAAAGUUGUUAAACCUGAUAGAUAACUCCAUCCUUUCCAAAUGAUGGGGGCAGUGGAAUGCUCCACUCCAAGCAGUAAGGAAGCAGCCGAGUGCUAACCAGCAUGCAUCUGAUUCAAACUGGUCUGAAUUAGCAAGCGUUUCUGCAGGUGACAGCUGCACAAGCUGCUCAAGAAAGGUUUCUCUUCUGCAGACGACCUGAACCUGCAAAACGAACAAACACCCUAAGCCCUGUGCUUGAACAGAACGUAUCUGGAGCCCUGUUCUGGAAAGAAGAGAUGGCUGCCGCUUCUGCUGCUUUGCAGUUUGCUGGACUGAUCCUUGGAGGCAUUGGCGCAGUUGGGACUUUCGCCAUCACGGGCAUGCCCCAGUGGCGAGUGACUGCUUUCAUUGAAAGCAACGUGGUGGUUUUUGAAACCUCCUGGGAAGGCCUGUGGAUGAACUGCAUACAGCAAUCUAACAUCAGGCUGCAAUGCAAGGUCUACGACUCCCUCUUGGCUCUGCCUCCUGACCUCCAGGCUUCAAGAGGUCUGAUGUGCGCAGCUUCAGCCCUGGCGUUCCUUGCUUUUGCAGUCGCUGUCCUUGGCAUGAAGUGCACAAAGUGCACAGGAAAUGACGACCGAAUAAAAGGGUAUAUUUUGCUGGCAGGUGGCAUCACUUUCAUUGUGACUGGCAUCGUCGUGCUCAUCCCGGUGUGCUUCGUUGCCCACAACAUCAUCCGAGACUUCUACAAUCCAGCCAUUCAGCUGGCUCAGAAGCGGGAGCUUGGCGAAGCCCUCUACAUAGGCUGGACGUCUGCCUUCUGCCUCGUCGCCGGAGGAGCAAUUCUUUGCUGUUUCUGCCGUUGUGAAGAAAAAAACAGAAGCUAUCGAUACUCAGUGCCUUCACAACGCACAGCCUUCCAGAGCCAUCGUACGCCAAGAAGAGCUGAAAGUUCGUACACUAAAAGUCAGUAUGUUUAGUC
Molecule: messenger RNA, 986 nt
Organism: Podarcis raffonei (Aeolian wall lizard)
Lineage: Eukaryota; Metazoa; Chordata; Lepidosauria; Squamata; Lacertidae
Product: claudin-8-like
Exons: 1
Coding region: 301-984 (227 amino acids)
Biological process (GO): cell adhesion; bicellular tight junction assembly
Cellular component (GO): bicellular tight junction; plasma membrane
Molecular function (GO): structural molecule activity
Source: RefSeq, a predicted model, not a curated record